AUGACACUGCGUGGAGGUAUUCGCUACAUCGGCCUUGUGCUUAUCCUUAUUGUUUACAUCGCCAGCGGCCUGCAGAACAUCUCGAACCCCUCCGUCAGUGCCGCGCUGCUGGCAAAAAGCAACUUCUCCAAAAUGCUGCAGAUGAUGGGAGUUGAUUACACUCUGCGUGCCGCCGACUACACCGCAGUGGUUCAGGCGACAGGCGCUGUCUUCCUCGGCUUUUCUCUCUUCAUUCUUCUGGGCGUCGGCCGAUGUUUCUUCGCCUUCAUGUUGGCGCUCGCCACCGCGGUUGUGACCGUCACGUUUCACGUAAACCUGGAGAACCCGCUGCGCAUCAGCGACAACGACCUCUUCCACUGCAUGAAGAACAUCUCCGUCAUUGGUGCGCUGCUGUUCGUCGCGGGUAGCGGCCAUCGCACGCACCGCUACACGCAGGCGUGCCAAGAAGUGCAGGCCGCGAAGAAGAACCGGUAA
Molecule: messenger RNA, 474 nt
Organism: Trypanosoma grayi
Lineage: Eukaryota; Euglenozoa; Kinetoplastea; Trypanosomatida; Trypanosomatidae
Product: DoxX
Exons: 1
Coding region: 1-474 (157 amino acids)
Source: RefSeq, a predicted model, not a curated record